Colossoma macropomum (tambaqui) is the source of this 2543-nucleotide messenger RNA. RefSeq names its product pseudouridine synthase 7 like (gene pus7l). Gene Ontology annotation, cellular component: nucleus. Lineage: Eukaryota; Metazoa; Chordata; Actinopteri; Characiformes; Serrasalmidae. The transcript has 8 exons. The record is from RefSeq and is a predicted model, not a curated record. Gene Ontology annotation, biological process: pseudouridine synthesis. Bases 261 to 2246 code for a protein of 661 amino acids. Gene Ontology annotation, molecular function: RNA binding; pseudouridine synthase activity.
UGGGUGGGUGAGUGUGGCGCGCUGUGUGUGUUGGACUUCGCGUUUUGGCUUUUGGUGAAUAAAACAACUCCGAGAACAACGUGUUCAGUUCAUAUUUAUGCGGCAGAAGAUAUUUAAAGAACAUGACGUUUUAAUAACUAAAUUACUGCGUAUCGUAAUGUGAAUAUUGUGAAAAUGUCGCCUCUUUGUACCGAGACCUCCGCUCUAAAGGACACGAGUGUUUAACAGUCCUGUCUUCAGUUAGCGAACCUAGAGUCGGAAUGGAGAGGGACACUCAGCCCUGCUUUAUGUCUGACCACGAAGGUUUCUGUGGCAGCAUCAAAAACUCAACCCGAGACUUCGUGGUCAUUGAAUUAGACGUCCAAGGGCGACCUGUGAACAGGACAGAUAGGCCAGAGGAACCCACAAAGUUGGCUAGUACUGAAGUCAGACAGUGUUCCCAAAAAGCAUCCUUGGGUGAGGUCACUGCUGGUAUGGCCAGCAUGGUCCAGAAUGGGGAUGGAGUUUUGAGCCAGGAGGGGUUUGACCUGAAUGUAAUUCUGGGCUCUUCUGUCAAUGAGGCACUAGAAGAGUUUGCCAGCAAAACUGUGGCAUGUAGUGAGGAACAAAAAGAGGACACUGAGAUGACCCUUGGCACUUUUCCUGACAAGCAGCAGCGAGCCAGUGUGCACAGAGCAGUGAGGCAUAACUACCCCUUUCUAAUGACCGUCACCCACCAGACGGAGAUCCGGGUCAAAGUGGACCGAGACUUCAGAGAGCUUUCUCAGCUGGUCUCUGAGGAGGAAGCAGAGGACUUCUUCAGGUUCAUAGAUGCCAAAGUUCCUGGCUCUGCCUUCACCUUCUUGCCUGAUGACAGCAAGGAGCACCGGACGUCCGUCCACCACUUCGUCAGCAGGAGGUUUGGGAAGCUGGUGGAGACGAAGAGCUUUGCAGAGCAGGACAAGACUGCCAUUACAGUGAGGCUGAGAGAGAAAGGAAACCAGGGCAAGAAGAGCAGGAAGAGGACGGCUUCAGACAGUGAAGAGCAGGUGGAGACCUACACAGGUUUCACACUGAAAAAAGAAAACCUUGAAACUCUGGAGGCCAUCAGCUACAUGGCAGCAGUGCUUGGAGUUCUUCCAUCUGAUUUCUCCUAUGCUGGCAUCAAAGACAAAAGGGCCAUCACCUACCAGUCCAUGGUAGUGAAGAAGAUCUCCACAGAGAGGUUGCUGGAGAAGACGUCAGAGUUUGAGAGGAGAGGAAUGCAGCUGUCUAAUAUCCAUCCAGUGUCCGAACCACUUCGACUCGGGAGGCUACAGGGCAACCACUUUGACCUUGUCAUCCGGGACCUGAAGCCUCAUGGGAAAUGUAGUUCAUCAGACCUGGAAGUGCUUGUGAAAGAGGCUGUGGAGAAUGUGAAGGCUCGGGGCUUUGUGAAUUAUUACGGACCUCAGAGGUUUGGAAAUAGCCAGACUGUUCAAGCUGACCAAGUUGGACUUGCACUUCUGAAGGAAGAUACGGUUGCUGCUGUCAGGUUGUUCCUGAGCCCGGAGGAAGGCGAAGACCUCCAGAACAAAGCAAAGCGGCAUUUUCUCCACACAGGCAAUGCCAAAGAGAGCCUGCUGCUGAUGCCUGCAUAUAAAGCUAGAGAGAGGCUGAUGCUGCGGGCGCUGCACCGUUACGGCAGCGGUCAGGAGGGCUGCGGGCGAGCCUGGCUCAGCCUGCCCCACGGCAUGAGGGUCUUCUACCUGCAUGCCUACUGCAGCCGACUGUGGAACGAGGCAGCCUCCUACAGGCUGAAUACACUGCCACACCGGCCUGUGCAGGGAGAUCUGGUGUGCACCAGGCCCCAGAGAGAUAACUCUGCAACAGAAGAAUCUGACACAGCUCAGGUCCAUGUUGUUACACCUGCAGAAGAAAAAGACAAUGUCUUCUCAUUGGAACAGGUGGUCCUCCCCAUGCCAGGCAACAGUGUGAAGUAUCCGGAGAACGUUCUUGGCAAGUGGUAUCAGGACAGGCUGGCGCAGGACGGUCUGAGUGCAUGCCGAUUCAGAAUCACCUCACUCAAACUCAACGUUCCUGGGUGCUACCGCCCACUAUUGGCUUACCCUUAUGACAUCACCUAUAGCCUCCAUGUUAAAGAGGAGCCGCACGUCAUGGGGCUAUCACCCUCUCACUCCACAGCCAGCCUGACACUGUCUUUUGAUUUGGAUUCGUCCUGCUACGCCACAGUCUGUCUCAGGGAAAUCAUGAAGUGUGAGCCUUAGGAACUUAUAAAGACUGUUUUACUUUGUGUUUGUAAUCUCAGACUGCAGACUGAGACUUCAGACGUUGGAUUUGGGAAACAGCCCAACAUCAAACACACUUGGAAGGACUGAAUUCCUUCAAUUUGAUGCAAUUUUAUCCUAUGGCCACUAGAUGGGGUGAAUGCAUAACAUGCCAUUAGCAGAACUAGACCUGCUUUGAGUGAACAAGAGAUUUUGAGCACAUCUAAACACAGAUUUGGAGUUUUUAGGAUGUUUUUUGAGAGACAUGUAAGCCAGUAUAAUACACAGUAAAAAUUC